AUGUAUCUCCACAGCAACGCGAUGGGCGUUACACGUACGUACAUACAUGUCCCUUAAAGCAUCCGGGUUAUUUGCGGUAAAGUUUAGCGCCUCACGCCAGCAGCUCCUGCUUUUCUCGAUCGCCAGACACCGUCGCCACAACGUCUCGAGUUGUGCGCUCUAAUCUACGUUGAAGCUCUCGCUCGAGUUCGAACACCUUAACUGCUAUGGAAACCGAAGGUAACAGCACGAGGAUGUCUAAUCACAUGAAAAUGGAAAGCAGCGUGAACUUGAGCAACCUAGAACAACUGCCAGAAAUCACUGAUCAAGCAACAGUGAAUAACUGCGGCGAGUUGGAAAGCAAAGUGAACACUGAUGAGAUACAAAUACAACCAGAUAUCAUUAAUCAAGCAACAAUGAAGAAGAGACGGCGUACUAGAGCUAGACGGACUGCUUGCUCUACAGUGACCGACGACGAUGCUAAACCAUCUCUCAUCUAUGAAUGCGAUAUCUGCCAGAAACGUUUUCGAGACGCUAUGCGGCUCCGCCGUCACACAAUCGUCCACACGGCAGACCGGCCUUAUCCUUGCCGUCUUUGUGACCGCAAGUUCAGGUCCAUCAACAACCUACAACAGCACGUGCUCUUACAUUCAGGAGAGAAGCGCUACUCUUGCCAUUAUUGCGGCAAACGCUUCGCCCAACAUCCCGGUCUCUCCGGCCACUUACGCACGCACCGCAAGAAGUUUCCUUGCGACAAAUGCGACAAGGGAUUUCACAAGAGACAAGCGUUAGAGAAACAUAUCCGUUCGCACGACUUGAGUAGAAAGUAUCGCUGCCCUUUCUGCGACCUUCGAUAUGAUUCUCAGCGCAAGCUGAUGGAACACGUGAAAAGACACGAGGAGCAGACGGACGGCAUGCCGCUACUAAAAAGGAAGCAAGCAAAGAAAAGGAAAAAGGCGGUGACUUUCUCCAAUUUCAUUUCAAAGGAUGAAGAAGACUCGGAUGCCACAGUAGUUCUGUCUUCUCCUACUAGUCCAACAACUCUGUCGCCGGAUGAGGCAAAUGGUCCUGUGUCUGAACGCUGUGAUAUCGGUAAUCAAAAGCGGAGGAAACGGCGUCGGGCGUUUGGUAGAAGAGGCGACUGGACGUUUGGAUUUAGUGACAUCGACCAAAUGUCUACUGUUGGUCAGUCUAGUCCUCUGAAUGAUGCGCUUGUUACUGCUCUUGGUGAGACGACGGCUACAGUGGCGCAGAUGACUGAGAGUACUAGAGGUCUGGCAAACUGGCUGUUUAUAAACAACAUCGUCGAAAAUCCGUCAAAUUCAGAGUUGACGAUUAACUCGGCCAGCUUGGACUGUGGCCGCAAAUAUCCCGUACUCGGUCACGGAACUGUUGCUGAAGUGAAGAUAGGCUUGUGGGGUGGAUCUCCCGUUGCUGUUAAGACAUAUCGUCGUGACCUCUUCAUACCGGAGGCUCUUCUGGCCGACGUCGUUCUAUGUCGACAUUCCAACGUCAUUUCUGUCUACGGUCUCACUCAAGAUCACAAGAGCAUCGUCAUGGAACUUGCAGAAGGGAAUUUAACCGAACUGAUAACAGGAUUUACGCAGGUGGGGGGAGCUCUAUCGCUACGCGAAAUGGUCGACCUGGCCAGAGGUUGUCUUCAAGGUCUCGAAUAUUUACACCGUAUCGGUAUUACUCACGGCUGUAUUCGACCGUCUAACGUUCUCGUGAAUGCCCUCAUGGUCGCUAAACUUGCCGACAUCCGGGAAACGGCAUUUAAUCCAUGUUCUGCUUCGAAAGUGGAGUUUUUUGAUUACGUGGCUCCCGAGCACGCAGACAAUUUGCUGUACGUCACCAACGAAGGCGAUAUCUUCAGCCUCGGACAGACAUUUCUCGAUCUUUUUUCUGCCGUCGGCGGUGAUGCUGCCGACCGCAUCGACGCUGUGACUCACCCGUGGCUGAAAGUACUCUGCCGCCAGAUGACCGACCGCGAUCCGUCAAUGCGCUUGCGCAUUCUCGAGUGCCUGGCAAUGAUGACCACCGUCGCUGGCAGCGACGAUUACAAACAGUGUCCUGCUAAGAGGACGCUUGGUCGCAUCAUCAAGACGAGGAAGAACUGCACCAGUCCGUGACGUAUACAAUUCAAGUGCGUAAGGCAACGGAUGAGUCUGGAGGUUAGUAGCAUUGAUGUGUGGGAUCUUAACUAUGAACAGUAGAUGUGUAUUGGAAUCUAAGAAAAUUUGUUUAAUUACUUAGGAAAUAGUUUAUCUGGCAUGAGAGGUAGUGCUUUAGUUUACUACAUGUGUUUAUGUUAAAUCUGUUUAUGACUUUAUACAGUCUAUCGACGUUGAACAGAAGAUUAUUAAUUAAUAAAAUUUCGUAGUAUAUCGGCCGUUUAAUCAAAUCAGAAUAUAUUGAA
Molecule: messenger RNA, 2398 nt
Organism: Corticium candelabrum
Lineage: Eukaryota; Metazoa; Porifera; Homoscleromorpha; Homosclerophorida; Plakinidae
Exons: 5
Coding region: 207-2111 (634 amino acids)
Biological process (GO): regulation of transcription by RNA polymerase II; protein phosphorylation
Cellular component (GO): nucleus
Molecular function (GO): DNA-binding transcription factor activity, RNA polymerase II-specific; sequence-specific DNA binding; ATP binding
Source: RefSeq, a predicted model, not a curated record